UUAUUUUAGUUCUUACAAGUUUAUUGUUAUUUCAGAUUUCCAAUAUUUCGGCUUGAGCAUCACUGAAGAAAUAUUAUUUGUCGAAAUGCGCAUCUGGUACAUCGAAUUUGUAUUCAUUAGUCACUUUCCUUGUCUAUCGGCGUUGGAUUCGACACUACUGCUCUGAUUAUUGGAAAGGAACACAACCUUGCAACUCAGAUUCGGCAUCACCACCCUGAUCAUGUUAAAGGAACACAACAUCUUUGCUUGGCUAUCGACGCCAGAAUGAACAUUACUGCCCUAGUCAUUCGAAUUGAAGGCAACCUUGCAAAUAUAUAGGGUCAAAUGAACAUCACUUCUCUGAUCAGUUGACCAAUGCCUCCUGCAGUAGCGACUAGGAAGAAUCAGGAUUCAAUCAUCUGUAGCACGAAUCUAAACCGAAGAAUGUAAACGGUAGGAAAUCUUAACCAUUUCUAUUCCUGGCUAUUUGUUGAGAUCAUUUCAGUACGAUCGAAUAUGUACAGGUUUUUUUUGUUAUCCCUGUUUGUCGCCGUGCAGUUCACUGCUGCACUAUCCGACACACCACAUCAGAUCGUGACCAAAUACAAAAAUUAUCACACAAUAUGCAAUGGACUGGGAUACAAAGAAAAAUCUUGUGCAAACAAUGGUGUUGUUGCAUUCCAAGCCCUGCUUCAGAAUCACAUAUCGGACCUUGGAACUUAUCAGACGGUUAAAUUUGACACAGUGAAGCUAAAUGAAGGAUCAGGAUAUGACGUCAAAACAGGAAAAUUUACUGCCCCGGAAGAUGGAGUGUACUCCUUUAGCUGGAAUGUUCUGGUUUACUCGGGAAAAGAGUUUCAUACGGAGAUUGUAAAGAAUGGUAAUGUCGUUGCAAAGAAUUACGCUGAUGGUAGAAUAGUGAAGAGUGGCUAUCACCUGACGAGCUCGUCCACGGUCAACAUCAAAAUGAAGAAAAGAGAACAGGUGUGGAUCAGAUCACACAACAAGCACGGACGAUACAUAUAUGGCAAUUCGUGGUCAUAUUUUUCUGGCUUUAAACUAUAGUCAUUAAGUUUAAUUUGACAAUAAAGAUAUGCUCAACUAUC
Molecule: messenger RNA, 1085 nt
Organism: Ostrea edulis (European flat oyster)
Lineage: Eukaryota; Metazoa; Mollusca; Bivalvia; Ostreida; Ostreidae
Product: complement C1q tumor necrosis factor-related protein 3-like
Exons: 5
Coding region: 496-1044 (182 amino acids)
Molecular function (GO): protein binding
Source: RefSeq, a predicted model, not a curated record